AUGGAGGCUGCCGUCGGCGCCCCCGACGGCGGCGACCGGGGCGGCGCGGCGCCCCGCGAGGACGCGACGCCCAUGGACGCCUAUCUGCGGACCCUGGGCUUGUAUCGGAAACUGGUCGCCAAGGACGGGUCGUGCUUGUUCCGAGCCGUGGCGGAGCAGGUGCUGCACUCCCAGUCUCGCCACGGUGAAGUCAGGAUGGCCUGCAUUCAUUACCUUCGGGAGAACCGGGAGAGAUUCGAAGAGUUUAUAGAGGGGUCAUUUGAAGAAUAUUUAAAACGUUUGGAAAAUCCACAGGAAUGGGUUGGACAAGUGGAAAUAAGUGCCCUUUCUCUUCUGUACAGGAAAGAUUUUAUAAUUUACCAGAAACCAAAUGUUUCUCCUUCACAAGUAACUGAAAAUAAUUUUCCUGAAAAGGUAUUCCUGUGUUUUUCAAAUGGAAAUCACUAUGAUAUUGUCUAUCCCAUAAAGUAUAAAGAGAGCUCGGCUAUGUGUCAGUCUCUGCUUUAUGAAUUGCUGUACGAGAAGGUAUUUAAAACUGACGUCAGUAAGAUCUUGAUGGGCCUAGACAGCUCUGAAGUAGCGGACGAAGACAGCAGUGAAAUAUCAGAUUCAGAGGAUGACAGUUGCAAGAGUAAACCUACCACUAUUAAUGAUGUGAAUGGAUUUAAAACUUUGUCAAGUGAUCAGCGUCCGAAAAGCAGUGGAAACUCUCCUAGCCUCCCUUUGUCUAGAAAGGUUCUUAAGUCGCUCAGUCCAGCAGUCUAUAGAAAUGUGGAAUAUGAAAUUUGGCUGAAGUCUAAACAAGCUCAACAAAAACAUGAUUAUUCCAUUGCUGCUGGCUUACAGUAUGAAGUUGGAGAUAAAUGCCAGGUUAGGUUGGAUCACAAUGGAAAAUUUUCUAAUGCAGACUUUCAAGGGGUUCACUCUGAGAAUGGGCCAGUUUUGGUCGCAGAACUUGGAAAGAAAUACCCACCGAAGAGCCUCAGGCCGCCUCCCUCAGAAAGCUGGAACACACUGUCAGGGAAGAAGAUGAAGAAGCCCCCUUCGGGACAGAGCUUCCAUUCUGAUGUGGAUUACAGAGGCCCGAAGAACUCCAGCAAGCCAGUGAAAGCCCCGUCAGCCCUACCUCCUCGCCUGCAGCACCCUUCAGGAGCGAGGCAGCACGCGUCCUCCAGCCACUCCGCUGCGCCGCAGGCCCAGAAAACCUCCAGCGAGCACAAAAGUCUCAGCAGAACACCCUCACAGAUCGUAAGAAAACCUGAUCGUGAGAGAGCUGAGGAUUUUGAUGCCACGACCCGAGAACCUAACUAUUUCGGCCUCUCUCCAGAAGAGCGCAGAGAGAAGCAAGCCAUAGAAGAGUCUCGCUUACUCUAUGAGAUUCAGAACAGAGAUGAACAGGCUUUCCCAGCCCUUUCUAGUUCAUCAGUCAGCCAGUCAGCUUCUCAGAGUAGCAACCCAGGCGUCCAGAGAAAAUCAUCCCAUGGAAGCGAUCGAAAAGGAAGCAGGCGGAGAAUGGACACUGAAGAACGGAAAGAUAAAGACUCUGUCCAUGGACAUAUUUCCUUGGAUAAAAAACCUGAGCCAGGCACACUGGAGAAUAUUAGCAAUGAUAAGUGUGCAAGAAUUUCAUCACCAUCAAAAUCAAAGAAAUUAGAGUGCCCACCUCCUACAGAGCAAAAGCCAGCAGAACAUGUGUCUCUGUCAAAUCCAGCUCCCCUUCUAGUUUCUCCAGAGGUGCAUCUAACUCCUGCGGUGCCUUCCUUACCAGCCACUGUGCCCGCCUGGCCGAGCGAACCUACAACGUUUGGACCAACAGGUGUCCCUGCCCAAAUUCCUGUCUUGUCAGUGACACAGACUCUGACUACCGGACCUGAUUGUGCUGUGUCCCAAGCUCAUUUGACACCCUCUCCAGUUCCUGUGUCAAUACAGGCCGUGAACCAGCCCUUGAUGCCUUUGCCUCAGACAUUGAGCCUUUACCAGGACCCACUGUAUCCUGGGUUUCCUUGUAACGAGAAGGGAGAUCGAGCCAUCGCACCACCUUACUCACUGUGUCACACAGGGGAGGACCUGCCUAAAGAUAAGAACAUUCUUCGAUUCUUCUUCAAUCUUGGUGUAAAGGCAUAUAGUUGUCCUAUGUGGGCCCCACACUCUUACCUGUACCCUCUGCACCAGGCCUACCUGGCAGCCUGCAGGAUGUACCCAAAGGUCCCUGUCCCUAUGUAUCCUCAAAACCCGUGGUUCCAAGAAGCUCCUUCUGCUCAGAACGAGAGUGACUGUACGUGUCCAGAUGCUCACUUCCCCAUGGAGCCCGAGGGCAGCGUGAACGGCCAGAUGCCACAGGCAGAGAUGGGCCCGCCCGCGUUUCCUUCACCCCUGGUCAUCCCUCCGUCUCAGGUGUCUGACAGUCACGGACAGCUGUCCUACCAGGCGGACCUAGAGGCAGAGAAUGCGGGGCAGCUCCUUCACACCGAGUAUGAGGAGUCGCUAAGUGGCAAGAACAUGUUCCCGCAGCCGUCCUUUGGCCCGAACCCGUUCUUAGGCCCGGUCCCCAUCGCACCACCUUUCUUUCCUCACGUUUGGUAUGGGUACCCUUUUCAGGGAUUCAUCGAGAAUCCAGUCAUGAGGCAGAAUAUCGUUCUGCCCUCUGAUGAGAAAGGAGAAUUGGAUCUGCCCCUGGAAAACCUGGAUCUCUCUAAAGAGUGCGCUUCUGUGUCAGCAGCAGAGGAGUUUCCCGAGGCCGGGGGCGAGGACCCCCAUGCUCCCCCUGAAGCCAGCGCGAGCAAGUCGGAUGGCCGGGCUGAGCGCUCCUCGCAGACGCCGAAGGUGGAGCCGGCCCCGGCUCCCGGCCCUCCUGCAGCCGAGGGCGAGGCGCAUGUUCCUGCUCCGCUUCUAAACAGAGAGAGGGAAGCUGGGCCCGCUGAGCCCAAAAGGACCAUUCCAAGCCUGAAAGAGAAACCAGAAAAAGGGAAAGAGCCCAAGACUGCUGCUGAUGUGGUCAGCGGGGCCAACUCUGUGCAGAGACCAAAAGAAGAGAGCUCAGAGGAUGAAAACGAGGUGUCUCACAUUCUGAGGAGCGGUCGGUCCAAGCAGUUCUAUAACCAGACUUUCGGGGGCAGGAAGUAUAAGAGCGACUGGGGCUACUCGGGCCGCGGCGGGUACCCGCACGUGCGAGGCGAGGAGUCCUGGAAGGGGCAGCCGACCAGGAGCCGCGACGAGGGUUACCAGUACCACCGGAACGCCCGCGGCCGGCCCUACCGGGGGGACAGGAGGAGGUCGGGGAUGGGGGACGGCCAUCGGGGGCAGCACACCUGACGCCGUUGCCGCUUAGAGCGGAAGCCCUUGCUUAGGUGGGAUGUCUCUGAAGGCUUUAAACAAAACAACAAAAACCAAUAAAAACCCAAAUUGGAGCUCUCUCCACCCCUCCCCUUUACCUUCAUGCUCAUUCUGGACAGGAGAUUUUGGAUAUGUGUUCACGGGGGCAGGUGAAUUCCUGGUGUUGCCAUUUUUCUGCGUACAAAACCUGUCUAUUUAUCGGGUGACUGCCCCUAUAAAAAGUAGGAAAUAAGUUUGUUAAAGUAUUUUUUAUAAACAGCUUAAUAUGAACCAUUAUAGAUUUAGUGUUUGAUUUCUGUUUUUCCUUAUAUAAGUUUAAUUUCAGAUGUUGGAAAUGUGUGCUUUGUAGUGUUUACUAAAGUGACAAAUACACCAUUCGACACACUAUAGAUUCCAAAACAUAACAUCGCACCAAAUAGAAACGUAUAUUUUAUUAUGCAAUGCCUUAGUCAUAAACUGGGCUCAAACAGGUCUUAGCCUAAAACACUGUUGUCUUUUGAAACGCUUCCAACCCAAAGGCCUUUCAUCUCAAUAUCUGUCAAACUUGAAUGAUGUCUUCUCUUUAAUAUUACACAUAAGGCAGCCUAUUAACCUGUGUCUUAGAAAUGUUGUAUAUAGUUCUUUUAAUAUUCAUAGGGUAUAUUUUUGAAUUUUGCUGAGUAUUUGUUGAACUUGAGAUUGCAUACAAGAAUAGAUGUUUAAGAAAUCAUAGGAAAUCUAAUGAAAUGGCUGUUCCCACCAAGAAUUCUUAGCACUGGUGUAAAUAUCAUGGUGCCUACUCGAAAGAAAUGUCGAUGCUAUGCAUUUUGAAAAUAAUCUGCAUCUGUUAAAACUGCAGAAGUUUUUUAAUGCCACUUUAACACUAAUGCACUGACAGAUUUAAGUAUUUUGUGAGAAGAAAUGUUAAAAAAUUUUUAGCCUGACAGGUUUCUAUAGAGUUACUGUGUUUGGUUUUUCUCUUUUGCACCAUCCGUUUAUGUGUACCACUUGAUACUUGCAUGUUCAGUUUGUCUCAGCUGGAACUGUUGUGCAAAAAAGGAUGAUUGUGACUGUGAGUUCCUUUUCUAGAGGGUGCUGCUAGACUAUGGAUUUGCUUUGCAUCAUGUCGCUUGAUGCCCCUUUGGUAACGUGUCUCUGAUCCUGCUUCCUUCCAGUCUCUGCAGUAUUCAUUUAGAACUUCCCUCUGCACGUUGCACUCUGUUCCCAAUUUGAGGAGUUUCGAUUCUCUGAAUUAACACAGCAUUCAUUCAUCUAUGUUACUGUGUAAAAAAAUUGCUGUAGCUUGUAUUUCUUAUUUGUACAUAUCAAUGUGAAAUUCUAACCUUUUUUAUGUUCUCCUUUGAUCAGGAAGUUUGAGUGCUAUGCAAAUAAUGUAGUAAUUUCUCUUUGCAUGCCAUGUGUAGUACACCUAGCCAAAAGUAGUUUUUUUUUUUUUUUUUUAAGCAAAUUCCUUUAAAAGCAAAUACAAUUCACUUGAAUUUGACAAACUGAAGCAGAUGAGUUUUCUGGGUUCUCUGCUAACCUACGGGAAUGUUUGGAUGCCAGCUCGGCUCAGUGAAUCUCCGCUGUACUGUAAUGGUUAUUUACCUCUUUGUUUUAAUUACCUGAUGUCUGUGUAACUGCUGAUUUGAGUAGAGAUUAGUGUGUAGAUGUUUUGUAACAUAGGAUUUUAGAGAGCACUUUGGAAGAUAACAUUUUAUUAUGAUGGUGCUAGGUAGAAAUUUGUAGACUGGGAUUGUUGUGUGGAAAAGAAAAAGAUUCUUGAGAGAACCUGUUGAAAGGAAUUUCUGUUGUCACCUAAGCCAGAUAACUGGGGAAGGUACUGCUUAAGAAUUUUUUUCGUAGUCACCAUCAGUAGUUGUUAUGGAAUGAGAAGAUGAGAGGGUCCUCCACUUUCAGCUCAUGCUUUUAUAUGUGAGAUUAGCUUACCUGAUCAUUUUAAUGAAAAUUAUAUUAGCUAUAGUGACAACAUUUAAAAGUUCAGCAGUGUAUGUUUGAUCUCAGGAGUCCAAAAAAAAAAAAAAUUCAUUCUUUUCCUGUGUCCUUGGUUUUCUUGACUGGGAUUUGAUCUCCGUUUCUUCUGGAAGUGUUUUAAAAUUGGAUAGGAGAGAAUACUGUUUUGUUUCUUCGCUGUUACUCUGUCUUACCUCAGUUGAGUAACAGAACGCUCUAUAGUUCCUGAAGGAAAUGCCGAGUUGCUUCCUGUUUUCCCAUACUUCCCUCCAGGACGUGGUGGAGACUGCUGAAGGAGAACUCGGAGCAGUUGGUACUUGAGUCAGUGACCUCUGGAAUAAGAAGAAAGAACUCUGACUUCUGAUUAUUAGGCUUUAAAAUUAUCAGUCUUUGCAGGAAGGUCUGUUUUGUUUUCCCUUUAGGUUUGUUUUCAGCGUAUCAGUCCAGGGGUUUGCCUUAUGCUGAGGUCAAACUAGGGCCAAGCAAGCUUUGUCCUCCUCCAUUUUAACUGAGUUAUAUGGUAUGUUGACAUGAGAUAAAAAUGUUUCAGAGAAAAGCAAAAGCUUAGAAGUGAGAAUCAUUUGUACUUUGAGUUGGAAAUUAUGACUUACUCUCUUAAUGAUCAUACACAUUUUGAAGAACAAACGUUUAGCAUGACCAAAGCUCACUUCUUCUCAUUUUUGUUGGCUUUUGCUAAACUUGAUUCCAGCCCCUUUCCUUUUAGUAUUGUGUCUAUUUCUUCUCUUCAUUUCCUCUCAGAUAGAUCUUCAGUUCUUGUUCCACAUACCCCUUGGCGGCAGGAUGCUAGCAUCUGGGUAGUCCUCAUCCUGUUGUUCCCUGUUAUCUUGUGUGUGCGUUUUCACGGCUGACCUAAGCUCAGACCCUGCUGGGGCCUGGCUGGUGUAGGUUUUCCCUACUGAUAUGUCAUCAUAUUUGAUGCCAACUCUAUAUUCUUGCAGUGUGUUUCCUUUGUGACUCAAGGUUGAAUAAUGCCUGUGAACUGCAAACUUGCUUAUGAUUGACUUGGUGCAAUAUAGUUCCUUUCUAACCAUUUCUGGUUUAGAAAACAUUUAGCCAUCCUAGAACUAGCAAUAUUUAUUUAUGCCUCAUUUAUUUUACCUUAGUCUUUCACUUAUGGGUACUAAGCAAGGUCCAUUUUAGUGUAGCUGAAAAGAAUGCAUAUUUGGCUACACUAUUUCUGUUUACUGUAUUUUGCUUCCUAUUUAACGUCUAAAUGCUAUUGUGUUGUUUCAAAUCUUAAUAAUGGCUCAGUCCCAGUAUGUCAGUUUCAAAGAACUAAGGUUUUGCUGUUAGUGUAAGCCAGUUACUCUCUCACUAACUGGGAAUUCCCACUAAUUUAGGUUUUUUUCUCCCCUGAAAUACAAAGUUUAGAAAAUCCUACAAGAGGGGUGGGUGCAUGUCUUAAUGCUGGGAAACAGCAACUUUGGGGUUGAAUUUACUUGAAUGGAUAAAAAAUUGCAUUGUUACAGAGCUAGAAAAAAAUUUUAUGUAUGAAAAAUGAUAAUAGCCUUACACUGAGUACAGAUAAUACUUAAAGCAUGUGAAGAUGUGAUUAUUUGUGAUGUUACUUGUAAAAAAAAGUAUAUAUACAUCUUUUGAAGUGUUGAAAGGAAAAUAGUACUUUAUAUUCUUUAUCAUAUCACUUUUUGUAAGUGUUGAAUAUAUUCCUGUUUAUUUUUCUAUGUUCUGUUUUGUAGCCUUAAGAAGUGUUUCAAACAUAUCUGAAUGUAUAAAAUAAGAGUAAAUGCCCUACAUGGUGUGAUGCUGCAUUAUAUAUAAAACCGUGUGCAUAUAUUAAAUUUUGUCUCUCGA
Molecule: messenger RNA, 7119 nt
Organism: Budorcas taxicolor (takin)
Lineage: Eukaryota; Metazoa; Chordata; Mammalia; Artiodactyla; Bovidae
Gene: OTUD4
Product: OTU deubiquitinase 4
Exons: 21
Coding region: 1-3312 (1103 amino acids)
Biological process (GO): negative regulation of interleukin-1-mediated signaling pathway; protein deubiquitination; negative regulation of toll-like receptor signaling pathway
Molecular function (GO): K63-linked deubiquitinase activity; cysteine-type deubiquitinase activity
Source: RefSeq, a predicted model, not a curated record